GCCGCGCGGCGGGCGGGCUGCUGUGUCGUGUGAGCUUCCGCGCGGGUGGGUCCCAGGCCUCGCGCGGCGGUUUCCACGGGCUCAGACCCUUUCGGUCCUUCUCCCCGCGUGUGGGUUCCGGGUCCCCGCGGGGCGGCGCUGCAGGCGGACGCGCCGGAAGGUGAAGAAUUGAAUGUCACCAUGUCUGGAAUCAAGCGAACAAUCAAAGAAACGGACCCUGAUUAUGAGGACGUAUCUGUGUCCCUUCCAAAUAAGCGGCAUAAAGCAAUUGAGAGUUCAGCUCGAGAUGCAGCUGUGCAGAAAAUUGAGACUAUUAUUAAGGAGCAGUUUGCUCUUGAAAUGAAGAAUAAGGAACAUGAGAUCGACGUCAUUGACCAGCGACUGAUAGAAGCCAGGAGGAUGAUGGAUAAACUCCGAGCCUGCAUCGUAGCGAACUAUUAUGCUUCUGCCGGUCUUCUGAAGUUGUCUGAGGGAUUAAAAACAUUUGAUCCGAUGGCUUUUAACCACCCUGCUAUCAAGAAAUUUUUAGAAUCACCUUCUAGGUCUUCAUCUCCUACCAAUCAGAGAUCAGAAACACCAUCUGCCAAUCAUUCUGAAAGUGACUCUUUAUCUCAACACAAUGACUUCCUGUCUGACAAAGACAAUAACAGCAAUAUGGAUGUGGAGGAAAGACUCUCAGGCACCGGGGAGCAGAGACCGAGCCGGACCACAGGAAGGGACAAUUCUAGUAUUAGUGGACCCCAUAAAAGAGAACUGCGGAAUGCUGACCUCACAGGAGAUGAGACUUCCCGGCUGUUUGUAAAGAAAACAAUAGUAGUAGGCAACGUGUCCAAGUACAUACCUCCAGAUAAGCGAGAAGAAAAUGACCAGUCAACCCAUAAGUGGAUGGUGUAUGUCCGAGGGUCCCGCAGAGAACCCAGCAUUAAUCACUUUGUCAAGAAAGUUUGGUUCUUUCUUCAUCCUAGCUAUAAACCAAAUGACCUUGUGGAGGUUAGAGAGCCCCCUUUUCAUCUGACUAGAAGAGGUUGGGGUGAGUUUCCCGUCAGAGUGCAAGUUCACUUUAAGGACAGCCAGAACAAGCGGAUAGACGUCAUACACAACCUGAAGCUGGAUAGAACCUACACUGGCUUACAGACCCUGGGUGCGGAGACGGUGGUAGAUGUGGAGCUUCAUCGGCAUUCCCUUGGCGAAGACUAUGUCUAUCCGCAGUCGUCCGAGUCAGACGUGUCUGAUGCCCCUCCUCCAUCUCUGACCAUUCCAGCCCCGGUGAAAGCCUCACCAGUGGCACGGUCCCCUGAGCCCGCCUCUGCUGCCCCUAUGGGAGAAGGCUUCCCAGACAACCCUGAGGCUGAGAGGCACGGCACAUUUUACUCCUUACCAUCUUCACUGGAAAGAACACCCACAAAAGUGACAGCGGCACAGAAAGUUACCUUUUGUUCACAUGGCAAUUCUGCUUUCCAACCAAUCGCGUCAAGCUGCAAAAUCGUGCCACAAAGUCAGGUGCCUAAUCCUGAGUCACCAGGAAAGUCCUUUCAGCCCAUCACCAUGAGCUGUAAGAUCGUCUCAGGUUCUCCAAUAUCAACUCCAAGUCCAUCACCAUUGCCUCGCACUCCAACCUCCACUCCAGUGCAUCUGAGGCAAGGCUCUGCCAAUUCUGGAAUAAGCAACCCUCAUGUGAUUGUGGAUAAGCCUGGGCAGGUUAUUGGCACCGCCACUUCGAGUACAGGAAGUCCUACAAGCAAGCUCCCAGUGGCCUCUCAGGCUUCCCAAGGAACAGGGUCCCCUAUUCCUAAAAUUCAUGGAAGUAGUUUUUUAACAUCUACUGUCAAGCAGGAGGAUUCUUUAUUUGCAUCUAUGCCACCUCUCUGCCCAAUUGGUAGUCACCCUAAAGUGCAAAGCCCUAAAGCUGUGACUGGAGGACUUGGAGCCUUCACAAAGGUGAUCAUCAAACAGGAACCUGGGGAAGCUCCUCACGUGUCCACAGCAGGAGCUGCCAACCAGUCAUCAUUCCCUCAAUAUGUGACUGUGAAAGGGGGUCACAUGAUAGCUGUGUCCCCUCAAAAACAGGUCAUAAGUGCUGGAGAAGGGACAACUCAGCCACCAAAGAUUCCACCCUCCAAGGUUGUUGGUGUGCCUGUUGGCUCUGCCUUACCUUCCACAGUGAAGCAGGCUGUAGCCAUCAGUAGUGGCCAAAUCCUUGUCGCCAAGGCCAGCUCUUCUGUCACCAAAGCAGUUGGUCCAAAGCAAGUUGUGACCCAAGGAGUUGCCAAAGCAAUCGUGAGUGGAGGUGGAGGGACCAUUGUUGCUCAGCCAGUACAGACCUUAACCAAGACUCAGGUCUCCGCCACUGGGCCACAGAAGGCCAGCUCCCAGUGCUCAGUAAUGGCAACCUUUCAACUACCAGCCACUAAUUUGCCCAACUUGGCUAAUUUGCCUCCGGGCACUAAACUGUACCUUACCACUAACAGCAAGAACCCCUCAGGAAAAGGAAAGCUGCUGCUGAUUCCUCAAGGAGCCAUCCUGCGAGCUACCAACAACGCCAGCCUCCAGUCUGGCUCGCCUGCUGCUGGUGGCAGUGGCAGCAGCGGUGCUGGUGCAGGAGGGGGAGGCGGUGGCGGUAGCAGCGGAGCAGGAGGAACCCCAAGCACCACUGGCCCAGGAGGGGUGUCCCAGCACCUGACGUAUACAUCCUACAUCCUCAAGCAAACUCCCCAGGGUACAUUCUUAGUUGGCCAGCCAUCACCCCAAACACCUGGGAAACAGCUGACUACUGCAUCAGUUGUUCAAGGGACUCUGGGAGUCAGCUCAUCAUCUGCACAGGGACAGCAGACACUAAAAGUCAUCUCUGGACAGAAAACCACAUUGUUUACACAGGCAGCAGCUGCCGGGCAGGCGUCUCUGGUGAAGUUGCCUGACAACACCCUCAAGUCUGUGCCAGCUCCUUCACAGCUUGCCAAGCCUGGGACCACGAUGCUGCGGGUGGCAGGGGGCGUGAUCACAACUGCUCCCUCCCCUGCUGUGGCCUUCUCAGCAAAUGGCGCUGCACACCAGACUGAAGCAUCAGCUCCUGUUCCAUCUUCUGUUGCUCCUAUAAUCAAAACUCCUGGGCAGCCACAAGUAUGUGUAAGCCAGGCCACCAUGGGAACCUGCAAGGGCACAGCUCCCACUGCUGUCACUGCGGCAUCCCUGGUGUCCACACCAAGCUCCAUCUCCGGGAAGGCCACGGUGUCGGGAUUGUUGAAGAUUCAUUCUGGUCAGUCUAACCCCCAGCAGGCUGUCCUGACGAUCCCUAGCCAGCUCAAGCCACUAAGCAUCAACACCUCUGGUGGCGUGCAGACUGUCCUGAUGCCUGUUAACAAAGUGGUCCAGACAUUUUCUACCAGCAAAUUGCCGACUGUCCUGCCCAUAGGUGUCCCAAGUCCAGCUGCCCCCAGCCCUGCUCCAGCAGCAGUUACAAAAGUGAAGACUGAACCAGAAACUCCUGGGUCAAACUGUGUCUCACAGGAGAGCCAGGCAGCUGUGAAAACUGAAGAGAGCUCUGAGCUAAGCAACUACAUCGUUAACGUAGACCACUUGGAGACUAUCCAGCAGCUCCUGACAGCGGUAGUCAAGAAGAUUCCAUUAAUUACUGCGAAAGGUGAUGAUGCCAGCUGUUUCUCUGCAAAGUCUGUGGAGCAGUAUUACAGCUGGAACAUUGGGAAAAGGAGAGCUGCUGAGUGGCAAAGAGCAAUGACAGUACGAAAAGUGUUACAAGAAAUCCUGGAGAAGAAUCCGAGAUUCCACCACCUGGAGCCCCUGAAGACCAAGCAGAUUACUCACUGGUGCCGCUGCCAUGGUUACACCCCUCCAGACCCUGAGAGCCUGCGCAGUGAUGGGGACUCCAUUGAGGAUGUGCUCACCCAGAUUGACAGUGAGCCAGAGUGCUUGUCAUCCUUCUCCACUGCUGACGAUCUCUGUCGGAAGUUGGAGGAUCUGCAGCAGUUUCAGAAAAGGGAGCCUGAGAACGAGGAAGAAGUGGAUGUCCUCAGCCUGUCAGAGCCGCUGAAGACGAGCAUUAAAAAGGAGCAGGAAGAGAAGCAGGAGGAAAUGAGAUACUACCUGCCGCCAACCCCGGGCUCUGGAUUUGUUGGUGACAUUACACAGAAGAUCGGGAUCACCCUGCAGCCUGUGGCGCUGCACAAGAACAUGUAUGCCUCAGUUGUAGAGGACAUGAUUUUAAAGGCCACGGAGCAGCUGGUGAGUGACAUCCUGAGACAGGCGCUGGCAGUUGGAUACCAGACAGCGUCUCCCAACAGGAUUCCGAAAGAAAUCACAGUGAGUAAUAUUCAUCAGGCCAUUUGCAACAUCCCUUUUUUGGAUUUUCUCACUAACAAGCACAUGGGGAGACUGAACGAGGAUCAGUGAAAACUGUGAAGAUGGCCCCUGAAAAGCAGGGUGGGACCCUGUGUCUGAAGCAUGC
Messenger RNA from Acomys russatus (golden spiny mouse), 4459 nucleotides. It is a transcript of the gene Yeats2, whose product is annotated as YEATS domain containing 2. The coding region runs from base 181 to 4404 and encodes 1407 amino acids. Gene Ontology annotation, molecular function: histone binding. Lineage: Eukaryota; Metazoa; Chordata; Mammalia; Rodentia; Muridae. The transcript is spliced from 31 exons. The record is from RefSeq and is a predicted model, not a curated record. Gene Ontology annotation, biological process: regulation of transcription by RNA polymerase II; chromatin remodeling. Gene Ontology annotation, cellular component: NuA4 histone acetyltransferase complex.